Sabethes cyaneus is the source of this 4984-nucleotide messenger RNA. RefSeq lists its product as uncharacterized. Lineage: Eukaryota; Metazoa; Arthropoda; Insecta; Diptera; Culicidae. The transcript has 11 exons. Gene Ontology annotation, biological process: response to oxidative stress. Gene Ontology annotation, molecular function: peroxidase activity; heme binding. The coding region runs from base 260 to 4498 and encodes 1412 amino acids. The record is from RefSeq and is a predicted model, not a curated record.
GAUGAUGUGACUUGAUGUUUUGCGAGUGUGAUAUUUUUUUGAAGUGCAAAAGGAACGUUCCUCCUCUCAUUUUGAUUGAUGAUCGGUGAUCGGCUGACGACAGAGACGGAGAAAGAGAGGAUUGUGUAUUUCAAGAGAAAGUGAUCGUUUUAAUUUGCUCGUGAAUUGGUGAAUACAACACUAAAAGUGAGUUAAGUAAUAGUUUCCAACGGUGGAUAACUUGCAAAAUUAGAAGGGCACCUAGAAGGAGCCGCUCAAGAUGGCGAAAAAACGAAUGGAUCUGCUUAAUUUAAGCGUUCUUCUAGUCACACUGGUCGCGAUCGGUUCCCAUCACAGCACAGAUGGCGCCGAUUUGAAGGAACGAGCACGCGCUGCCCUACUGCUGGAGAAGUCAAGCACCGGCGGCGGCAGCGGACAACCUACCCAGCAGUGCCGAGUGGCCCAACCGUUGCCCUGUCCGCCGAGCAAGUUCCGCUCCGCCUCGGGCGAGUGCAACAAUUUCAACCACCGGCACUGGGGCGCCCGAGGCGAUCCGUUCCUGCGGCUGCUGAAGCCGGAUUAUGCCGAUGCUCAAGUGAAACCUCGAACAUCGGUAGGCUCGCACGCUCUGCCAACACCGGAUACCAUCAUCGAACAGCUGCAACGUUCGAUUCCGGUGCACGCGAACCAUCCGCACGUAACGGCCAUGCUGCCCGCUUGGGGACAGCUUCUGGCCUACGAUCUGGUGCAGAUUCUUUCACCCCAUUCUAGCUUCCACUGCUGUCGGAACGAUUCGUCCGCGGCGACCGAUGAGAUUAUCCAGUGCUACGUUCGCUCCGGCUUAGAGUGCAAAGAGUACAAACGGUCUGUUCCGUCGCAUGAUCCCGGCUCUUGUCGGUUCGAUUAUCGUGACCAGAUGAACGCCGCCUCCGGAUUUCUGGAUGGAUCCGGUUUGUAUGGAACGACGGAGAAAGAAAUUCUUGCGCUGCGAACCUUUACAACGGGAAAAGUUGAUAUUAAGGCUUGUUUAAGGUGUAACGAGCCGGGAGCAAUUGGGGCCUUGCAUACCGUUCUGUUGAAGGAACACAAUCGAAUCGCCGAGGAAAUGUCCAGAUUAAAUGGUGACUGGAGCGACACCACGCUGUUUUACGAAGCUCGUCGAGCAGUAAUCGCCGAAAUACAGCAUAUCACCUAUAAUGAGUUCCUGCCGAUUGUACUGGGAAGUGAGAUUGCCAACAGCCCUGAUUUGAGACUUGUUGACGGUAAACACUACAGUGGCUAUUCGUCCGCAAACCGAGCCGGUGUCUUCAACGAAAUUGCAGUGGGCGCUAUUCCGGCUUUCCUAACUAUGUUGCCUCCGGAUAUGUACAACGAAUCAGCUUCUGCCGAAAUUCUUAUCUCUAGCCCCUCGAUGCAACAAACCUUCAUACCGGAUCAUGCCACCUUUAACGACGAGUGGACGCCAAUUGCGCUAGCCAUUCAGCGAGGUCGAGAUCAUGGAAUUCCGUCGUAUCACAAAGCCCUGAACCUGUGCGAGAAACGCUUCGGCAUUCCGUAUGGUUCUAAGCUGACGUUCGAUGAUAUGGAGUACUUCGGGCUGUCACCAGUCAAGAGGAAAUCCCUGGAAAAUAUCUACCUGGACGCAGAAGAUAUUGAUCUGCUGAUUGGAGGCCUUUCGGAAACCGCCACUCUGGGUACAGUUUUCGGUCCUACAAUCACAUGUUUGCUAGCAAUUCAGUUCGCUAAUAUUCGUAGCAGCGAUCGAUUCUGGUACGAGAAUGACCUUCCACCAUCCUCCCUAAAUUUGCCACAGCUGCAAGCCAUUCGCCGAGUUACGCUCUCCGGAUUGCUGUGCGAAGCCAAAGGAGUAUCCAAAGCACAACCGAAAGCUUUCAUCCGGGAAGAUCCGUACCUGAACGCACGUCUAAACUGUGAUCAACUCUCCGGAUUGGACAUCACCGCUUGGCGCACCGAAACCAUUGAAGAUGUCGAGGAGAUCAUAACCGAGCGAACGCCUACACAUCCCGAGCUAGCUGAACUGGACGCCGACGUCAUAAAAGAUGCCAUCAACAAAGCAAAGGACCGUCUAAAUGAACGAAAGAAGUUUGAGUACGAGGCCUGGAGAAAUUUGGGUGGAGUUGAUGCGAAAUCUCCUGCUGGAACUGCUGCUUCCUUCAGUAAGGCAAAUAAGAAUGCACUUAUCAUUGCCAACACUUCACUGCUCUAUGAGCUAGCUUCCAAUGAGAUUCUAGGAACGUUGCAUUCGAUUCGUCGCCGUAAACGGCAAGUCUUCGACAACAAUCUAGGUGCCUUCGGAGGAGGCGAUGACUUCAACAGUGCUUUGCAGAACAUCGACGUAAACCAGUUCAUCACCGGUUCGAUCUCCCCAAUCAAUCUUGAACCACAAUGCGAAAACCUGGAAGCUCCAUGUGACACAACGACACCAUUCCGUACGCUCACCGGUCACUGUAACAAUCUUCGAAGCCCCGAACUGGGACAAUCGCUAACGGUAUUCGCCCGUUUGCUGCCACCCGUCUACGAUGACGGAAUCUCACAGCCGCGCAGUAUUUCAGUUUCCGGAAAUCCUCUACCGAAUCCUCGAUCAAUCUCUGCCCUUAUCCAUCCGGACAUAUCAAAUCUGCAUACCCGAUAUUCGUUGGUAGUCAUGCAGUAUGCUCAGUUCCUGGAUCACGAUCUCACGAUGACACCGAUCCACAAAGGUUUCCACGAGUCUAUCCCCAGUUGUCGCUCGUGCGAUUCCCCUCGGACAGUCCAUCCUGAGUGUAAUCCAUUCCCAGUCCCGCCCAGGGAUCACUACUAUCCCGAACUGAACGUAACCAGCGGCGAACGGUUGUGCUUCCCAUUCAUGCGAUCGCUACCAGGCCAACAAACGCUGGGACCCCGUGAACAGAUCAAUCAAAACACCGCUUUCUUGGAUGCCUCCCAGAUUUAUGGCGAAAACGGUUGCGUUGGCAAAGGUUUACGAGGAUUUUCUGGUCGACUCAACUCCACCAUUCAUCCGAUUCGUGGAAAGGAAAUGCUCCCACAGACUCCCAUUCAUCCUGAGUGCAAAUCAGCCAGUGGUUAUUGUUUCGCUGCCGGUGAUGGACGAGCGUCCGAGCAGCCAGGACUUACCGUUAUGCACACAAUUUUCCUCCGGGAGCACAAUCGAAUCGUCGAAGGACUUCGCGGUGUCAACCCACACUGGAACGGUGAUCAACUGUACGAACACGCGCGCCGUAUCGUAAUAGCACAAAAUCAACACAUUAGCUUCAAUGAAUUCCUGCCCAGAAUCCUCAGCUGGAAUGCUGUCAACUUGUACGGUCUUAAACUAUUGCCGCAAGGAUACUACAAAGACUACAAUCCAACGUGCAACCCAGCAAUUGUCACCGAAUUUGCUUCUGCGGCGUUCCGUAUUGGACACUCACUGCUGAGACCACACAUUCCUCGGCUUAGUCCGCAACAUCAGCCGAUCGAUCCUCCGAUCCUGUUGCGUGACGGUUUUUUCAAGAUGGAUAUAUUUGUUCAACAACCAGGACUGAUCGAUGAAAUCGCUCGUGGUCUCGUAGCUACCCCGAUGGAAACCCUCGAUCAAUUCAUAACCGGAGAAGUUACCAACCACCUUUUCGAGGAUCGCCGUAUUCCGUUCUCCGGCAUCGACCUGGUGGCAUUGAAUAUCCAACGUGCUCGCGAUCACGGAAUUCCUUCGUACAAUAACUACCGAGCACUUUGCAAUCUAAAGCGGGCACAAAACUGGGAUGAUCUGAGCCGGGAAAUGCCACCGGAGGUGAUUUCUCGUCUGAAGCGUAUGUACAAUAGUGUGGAGGAUAUCGAUCUAUUCCCUGGUGGUAUGUCGGAACGACCACUGCAGGGUGGUUUGGUUGGACCAACUUUCGCCUGUAUCAUCGCCAUCCAGUUCAGACAACUGCGCAAAUGCGAUCGAUUCUGGUACGAGAACGACGAUCCAGUGGUUAAGUUUACCGAAGCACAGCUGGCCGAAAUCCGAAAAACUACUCUUUCUCGAAUCAUCUGUGAAAAUCUGGAUAUUCAAGGUGACAUGCAACGUGCUGCUUUCGAUCUGCCUAGUAAUUUCCUCAACCCACGUGUACCGUGCAGUUCGAUGCAGCAAAUAGAUCUCAGUGCCUGGCGAGAAAACGUAGUCCAGGGAUGCAACAUCGGUGGAAAGCACGUCAACGUCGGUGAUUCGGCUUUCCCCUCGCCAUGCACGAGCUGUAUCUGCACUAAUGAAGGGCCUCAAUGCGCCUCGCUGCGUAUCACCGACUGUGCUCAGCUGGCCCGCGAAUGGCCACGUGACGUGAUUCUGAGGGAUGACGUGUGCAGCGCCCAGUGCGGUCUGGUGCUACAGAACGGCGGAAACGCUCAGGGACGCCAAAUCCCGAUCAACCUUCGUCCUCCACCGCAGCGAGUAGCACGGUCUCGCGCUGUCCAACAGCAGGCAGCGAUACCGGUUAGCUUCCAGGGCUUCCAGUUUCCCGAUCUAACGCAGUUCAUCGGUUAGACGUCAUCCAGUAACCCUAUUGUAACCUAUCAACUAUUAUUAUGUACAUAUUGAGCGGCCAUAUUUACCACUUCUUCGUCCCGAUUCUGAAGAACAAAAUUUUCGAGUAAGAAGGUUUUUCCUGAUUCUACAACUGCCUUUAGGAAGAUUCUUUUAAUUAAUUUUAUCUACUACUAGACGUUACAAUCGUUGCAGUGAUCUAUAUUUAUUGUAAAUAUUAGGAUGUAAUUCAAGCAAGAAAAAGCCACUCGCUUUCUUAGUUUUUUAAUGUGAUCUGUUCCAACUUUUGGCAGUAGAAGUUGCAUACUAUUCUUAAUAAACCAUAAUGAAUCAUUUGAAUCCCUGCAAGUAUAGCGACUGCAGUCAAAUACAAAAACUUAGAAUGGUUCUGUGUAUUUGCGGAGGACAAAUAUUCAAGCAUUAAAACUAAUUGCACCAUGAAACGUUGAAAGAUAGAUAGUACUACAAGUUUAGCUUCUUGUUGAG